AUGCAUUUCCUGGCAACUCUUACCUACGCUGGGCUCCUGUUCACCUCAGCCCGAGCACAGUUAGGUCUUUGCGUACCGGUUGACAUCACCAAUCCUCAAAAAUGUGGUCCUCUCGAGGAACAGCAGAAUUGCGCCCAGAAAGCGGUAGACACGUGCGCCCAUAUUGGCGGUGAGGGUACGACAGGCUUUUGUGUACCCUUCAAUAUUGCUCGAAGCGAUGUAAGUUAA
This is a messenger RNA of Colletotrichum aenigma, 228 nucleotides long. RefSeq lists its product as uncharacterized. The record is from RefSeq and is a predicted model, not a curated record. Lineage: Eukaryota; Fungi; Ascomycota; Sordariomycetes; Glomerellales; Glomerellaceae. The transcript has 2 exons. The coding region runs from base 1 to 228 and encodes 75 amino acids.